CUGAAAAAGACAUAAGAAAAUGCAAUCAAAAUCUACACAAACAUGUUUUUAAUUAAAAAAAAUAGUGCGCAAAUAGUUUCAUUCUAAUUAGAAGAGACUUAUUAUUCAAAAUGUAUUGCCGCCUGAAAAUACCAUGCAGUUGUGUAGGAGGAAUUAUUUGCAGAUCUUUAAGCUCAGCGGAAAUAUCCACAGCUUUAAGGCCUUUUUAUUUUAGUGUUCAUCCUGAUUUAUUUGGAAAGUAUCCAGAACAAAGGAAAAUAAAUGAAAAUUCACUACAACAAUUAAGUGCUCUUAUAGAAGCCCAGCAAUCUAGUCAUAAUAUGUCUAUACCAAGUCUUCCAUUCUAUUUAAGACAAAAGGACAAGCCAGAAGGUAAUUUCAAACUAGUUAAUAUACAAUUAAAUAGCAGAAAUGUGAGAGAGACAAUAGUGAAAAUCUUAAAUGCCUGUGAUAUAUCAACAAGUUUUGUGGAUAAACUACCCACAACUUCUAUUAAACAACAUUCCAGGAACAUUGAUUUUACUAAAGCCUAUGAACAGUACUCAACAGAAUUUGAAAAAGCAGCUGAGGUGAAAAGAAAAGUUGAGGAAAAGAGGGCUAUCAACAAUAUUAUAGAGUGGAUAUAUGAAAACAGUGAUAUUGCAAAGGAAAAGUAUGAAUCAACAAGUGCCACAAGACACCAAGUUAAAACCCUUAUUGAACAACUCUGCAAAACAUAUGGUAUAAAAGAAGUUAAGUAUGAUAGUGGAUGGAACAUCAGUCACAUUAGAGGGGCCUUACAAAGUCUUGCGUCUAUGGCUUCGCAGCAUACAAAACAUAUGGGCAAUUUAAAAGCCAGAACGAUAGCGUUAGGUCAAUUCACUGGUGUAAGCUUAGAUGGUGACGUUUUUCUCAAUAUCAUCGACGUCCGAAAUGAGUGGCUUUCGUUAAUCAAAAAAGUCAGCCAAGAAGACAGCGCCUUAAUAGAGAUACCUAAAUAUGAAAAGGCCUUAUCCAGUAUAUUAAGAAAUAUACACAUCUGUAGAAGAAAAUUUAUGCCGAAAGUGUCAGCAGCCCAGUAUUGCAGUCAUCUUAGACAAUUGAUUACAUCAAUAGGGGACUUUUAUGGCAAUGGCAGGAAAAUUCCAGAAUCUGUGCCAGAAUCUCUCAGUAAAUACGAAAUUGUUGUAGAACCAGAAGCAGGCCCUUUGAUGGUGUCCCCCACUGGUCAGUUUAUCACGCCAUCGUCUUGUCCCGCGGAGGAACUUAUUCCAUUCAUCGCGAAAAACCUCGACGAAGCCACAUUACUUCUCACCGAAUAUAGCAUCAAUAAACAUGUGGAAAAAGCGCUUCAUAACGAAGUCAAGGAGAGAUUUGGCUUAUUGGAACUUCAAAAGGACGACAGCAUUACGCCAGGACUAAUGAUCCUGUGCUGUCAAAGAUUACUCACUCGAAUCGAUAAAGUAGGAAUGAAAUUACACGGAAAUAUAUUAUACGUCACUCAUUACUAUUCCGUGCUGUCGGAGGGAGUACUGUGCAUACCUUGGAAUUUUAAGUGAAAAAAACUGCGUUAUUGAUCAAGAUAAAAUGAGUUUAUUGACAGAAUCAAAAUAUUACAAAUAUUUACAGCAUCUAUACAAAUGAAAAAAAAUAGUACAAUACCAUAAUACAAUUCCAAUAUUUACUAAGAGAAACUAAAUAAAAUAUACAUUAGCAAAAUGUACCUAAUGAAAUGUCUAGUUAAUUUUUCAAAAGAGAAAGAAUGAAAUAGCUUAUAAUAAA
Molecule: messenger RNA, 1761 nt
Organism: Pararge aegeria (speckled wood butterfly)
Lineage: Eukaryota; Metazoa; Arthropoda; Insecta; Lepidoptera; Nymphalidae
Product: T-cell activation inhibitor, mitochondrial
Exons: 13
Coding region: 111-1538 (475 amino acids)
Cellular component (GO): mitochondrion
Source: RefSeq, a predicted model, not a curated record